Molecule: messenger RNA, 357 nt
Organism: Prunus armeniaca (apricot)
Lineage: Eukaryota; Viridiplantae; Streptophyta; Magnoliopsida; Rosales; Rosaceae
Source: the annotation of a GenBank genome assembly
AUGGAGUCUACUCUACAUGUGUUAUGGCAUUGCCCAUUUGCAAGAGGGGUCUGGGCCUGUGCUUUAAUUGGCAGCGGUGGUAUCCCUCGACAAUACCACCAUGUGCAUGAUUGGGUCCUCUCACGUAUUGACCAUUUAUCCUAUGCUGACUUGGACCUCUUUUUUGUUACUGGUCGGGUAAUCUGGGAGGCUCGAAAUGACAAACUAUGGAAUAGCCAAACACCCAAACCAGAAUUCACAAGCUCUAGUGCUGCUGUUCGUCUACAUGAUUUUGUUCGUGCUCGCCCCCAGGGGGCUGCUCUCGGUAAGGUGUUAUGCACAGAAUUAGGCCCAAACAGGAGGUUAAACCUCAAAUAA